Molecule: messenger RNA, 6321 nt
Organism: Seriola aureovittata
Lineage: Eukaryota; Metazoa; Chordata; Actinopteri; Carangiformes; Carangidae
Gene: nyap2b
Product: neuronal tyrosine-phosphorylated phosphoinositide-3-kinase adaptor 2b
Exons: 7
Coding region: 947-4225 (1092 amino acids)
Biological process (GO): phosphatidylinositol 3-kinase/protein kinase B signal transduction; neuron projection morphogenesis
Source: RefSeq, a predicted model, not a curated record
AGACACACGAGACAAAAACAUAAAAUGACUUAUUGGAGAGAGAGAGACUGGGGUAUGAGUGUGAAUGAGGAUGAGUUGAGAAGCAUGCAGCAAGAGAAAUAGCAGUCCAGGAAUAGGAAGCAGAGAGAGGGUGAGAGGAUGACGCUGUAGUGGAAGGCGGCUACAGCAGGCAGUGGGCGUGUUCUUCUUGUUGUGAUCUAUAGUUGGGAAGCCCGGUGUCAUCUGCUUAAGCACAGACUGACUAUACCGACCUGUGUGGCUGAGCAGGCAGAGGGAGCCGGCAGGGAAUGCCACACCAGGAAACACACUCUGCUCUACCUUGGUCUCAACCUUCAGGGCACUGUGAAUGUGGAUUCCUUUCACCUGUGCGACACUCUGAGACAUUUUGUGCAUUCGGACAUAUUAAAGCAGAAGGAAAGACAUUCUGGGAAAGAAGCUUUAGAAAGACUGCAAGUGUUUGGUCUGCACCUGCAAGGGUAGUUUGAUGUAAGAGCGUGUGAGUGUGUUAGUGUGCAUUUGUGUCAUGCUUGCGGUUGCGGGUGCGGUCUGUUGCUACGCUGCGUCUUCCUUCUGUCUCUAGAAUGUGCAGAUGUGUGGAGCAGUGAAGCUGGCACCUUGUUUGGAGUUUGACAACAUCUGGACUGGAGGGGUCACAUCUCCCUUUUCUGCCCAGGGGAGGGAGCAUUGGGCUGGGCACCCAAUGGCCCAGCUCCCCUCUAGCACCAGCCUCAUCCUGGGUCACAGGGACUCCUUCUAGAAAGCCAGUCAGUUGGACCGUACAAUGGAUGGAUGUCUAUGUGGAUUUAAGUGGAAUAGUGCACUGGUGCUCCAGCAUAGGUCAGAGUUCCCUAGCGUGCACUGGACUCAUCAGGAGAAGACAGAAGACACGUUGGUCCACAAACCAGCAGGGACACAGCCCCAUUAAUGCUGUGGAAACGCUUGAAGAAUGAUGAGCUCCAAAGAGGAGGAAACUCUCCGUUUUUUCCAGUAUGUUGAGGAGAAUGGGCUGAGAGCCUACAACGGCCUGGUAGCUCAGAACUUUGACCACGCCAGGAAUGAGAGAAAUAGGGCAUUCCUGCAGGAAAAAAACGAGAAGAAGAGAAAACAGGAGGAAGCCAUAAGGAGGACGGGCGAAGACAUAGCAACUGAAGGCAAACACUUACGUAUGGGCUCUAUUACUAUGCCGGACCCCCAGGAACACAUGCCCAUGCCCCACCCGCAUGCCCUUGCCUGUGGGCAGGGCUUCUCCAUACGCUCCCAGUCCCUCCACUCCGUCGGUGGUGGGAACAGUGGUGGUGGAGGAGAGGAGGAAGUGGGAAGCCCGACCUCAAGGAAGCAGCCCCCACCCAAGCCCAGGAGGGACCCGGCCACCAAGCUUAGCAUGUCGUCUGAGGCGGUGGACCACAGUCCAAUGUCCACCUGCCGUGGGGAGAGAUGUGACGCAGCUCAAGGAUGCAGUGAGGACUGUAGGAGGGUGCCGCCACCCAAACCCAAGAGGAACCCCAACACACAAUUGAGCGUUUCCUUUGAUGAGUCCUACAUCAAGAGUCACGCAGGCAGCGGGGUUUGCCCGUCCAAACCCCUCCACCAUGUCACCUCCCCCUCUGAACGCAACCCCUCGCCUCCACAGAGUGACGAGAGCCCUACAGAUGACUGUGAGGAUGAACCCGUCUACAUAGAGAUGGGCGGGAUUGAUGUCGGAGCACGAGAACCCCUGAAGAGUGAGGAUGAGGAGCCAGGAGAGUCUGUGUAUGAGGAAAUGAAGUACCCAGCUCUGGAUGAUAUGGAGUACCGUACUGACCCGGUGGGAUGCCGCUCUGCAUGCCCCACCCCGGCACCCUAUGACCCUGAACCUCUCAGUCGCUGCUCCACGCCUCGAAACAUUCCCCUCUGUGACAUUCCUGCACCCUUUCCCAAUUUACUCACCCAUCGGCCUCCGCUGUUGGUGUUCCCACCAGCACCCGCCCAGUGUUCACCCAACUCAGACGAGUCUCCCCUCACCCCUCUUGAUGUAACCAAAUUGCCCAUGCUGGAGAACCAGUCCUACAGCAAAUCCCCGACAUCCUCCACCGAGCCACCCUCCUCUGCACACAUCCGCAGGGAGCUCACUGCGACCCCAACCCUCACCGUCUCUGGGCGCUCCUCUGCGCCCCCUCUACCCUGUACCCUCUACAAAUCCUCCUCCUCGUCCUCCUAUCAGCGCAGCCACUCUGCUUGCCCAUCGCCUGUCAGCAUGGGUCGCUGUCUCACCCCUCUGAGCCUCAUGCGCACUCCUCCCUUCGACGCUACAAUGCCAUUCCCGGGGGGUCUGCCGCGUAGCGCCUCUGCCACCCCUCACGGCAAAGGCUCGCCACCUCAAGACGGUGUGGGUCGACUCCAUGGCUCUAUGCAGAAUGUGUCAACAGGUCGUUCACGGACACCCACCAGCCCUCUGGACGAACUAACCAACCUAUUCACCACAGGAAGGAACAUGCUGAAGAAAAACACCAGUGGCAGGAAGUCUAAAGAGCCUGGAGAGACUGAGUCCAAAAGUAAGUCUCACAGUGAGUCAAAGCGUGAAGGCAAGGAACGCCACAGUCACAGCAAGGAGUCCAAGCGAGACUCCAAGGAGCGCCACAGCAAAGAGUCUUCUCACCGGAGAGACAAAGACAGAGACAAAGACAGAGACAAAGACAGAGACAAAGACAGAGACAAAGACAGAGGGAGCAGCAAUGUGGAGCAACUUCCCCACAGACGCAACAGUAAAGACCGUACUUGUAGUGGUGUAGAAGCACCACCUGUUCGCAGGGAUAGCAGGGACCAGGGCUACAGCAGUGUAGAGCCCAUCCCUGUGAGACGGGACUCCAAAGACAGGGGCUGCAGCUCCUUAGAACCCAUUUCUUUGAUAAGAAGAGACUCCAAGGACAGAGGGAUCAGCAAUGGAGACUUGAUGCCGAGGAGGGACAGCAAAGAUAGGAGCGGGGGACAUGGAAUGGAGUCCCUGCUGAGACAGGACAGCAAAGACAGAGAGAGACUGCUGGAUCAGCCACCUGAGCUGUUACCAAGACAAGACAGCAAGGAGAGGGUAAGAAACGGUGUAGACUCUAGACAUGAAAGCAGAGAGAGACUGCUAGAUCAACCACCUGAGCUCUUACCCCGACAAGAUAGCAAAGAGAGAGCUAGGAACGGUGUGGACUCAAAGCAUGAAAGUAGAGACAGGCCGCCUGAGCUUUUACCCCGACAGGAGAGCAAAGACAGAGCUAGAACUGGAGCAGAAUAUAGGCAUGAUAGCAAGGACCACCGUCCUGAUUUGUUGCCCCGACAGGAUAGCAAAGAGAGAGUGAGGAGUGACAUGGAACAUAGGCAUGAAGGCAGAAUUGACCAGCCACCUGAGAUCCUGCCCCGACAAGAAACAUCCAGAAGCAGCAACAGCAAGGACAGAGUUGGCUACAGCUCUGAAUCCAAGCAUGAGGGGAGAGAGCGGAGCUGCCACAAUGGAGAUCUCCCUCCUCCUCCUCUCCCCAGGCAGGACAGUAAAGAUCUGAGCAAAACUGGCCUCGAGGUGAGACGGGACAGCAAAGACAGAAGUCUGAAUGGCUCGGAGCAGCAUCAUUAUGAUGUGAAGAACACCAAGAGCCCCACUGCGAUGGAGUAUAGGUGUGAUAACAAAGAGAGAGGAUAUCGAUCAGAUGGCACGCCCCGACGAGAUAACCGAGCAACUUACAGCAUGGACCAAUCAAAAGCACAAGAGAGGAAUGGCAGCACAAUGUCAGGGCAGCAUUCAUCCACAACCACGCCUACUCACCACGGGAGAUCAUCUGGUAGCCCACCAAUGACUGUGGGAACAGGAAAUGAUCUGAAAGCAGCACCGAAGUAUGGCCGCUCACCUUCUAUGCCUGUUAACCCCUCACCAAUGGGAACUCCACAAAGGAGAGCAGCAGAGACACAUCAAAGUCAGAUGCCCCAGAUGCCAUGGAUAUGUGGGGACACCACGAUGCUAGAACAGAUCGAGAGGAAACGCACCCUCUGCAUGGAAAUUCGCUCCCGACAACAUCCACACGUGCAGCGAUCUCUGGAGAGGCCUCCUCCUCCGGACAGGAACGAGGACAGGCACCAGGAGCGGAGUCAGUGCAAGCAAGAAAGUGCAUCUGUCCUCCCAAGCUGGGGGAAAAGCAGUGGGGCCAAAAAGAUCCGUCCUCCCCCUUACCCCACACAGACAACCGUAUUCUGGGACACAGCCAUCUGACAGUGACAACACACGUACACCUCCCUGCCACACAACCCCAAAUUACCACUCCCUCUCUCCUCUGGGUUGUGCUGAUUGCUCCCUGCAACAUCAGGGGGCGUCAGGACGGCCAAUAAGAGCAUCAGGGGGAGGAUACUUGCUGAUGUCAAAGGACAAUGGUGGUUACCAUAGCAAUAUUUCUGCUUGUUCAGGUUGUCAUGUUUUCUUAUCAUCACUGGUGAUAUUUGAUAUUUUUCUAUUUCCUGUGACUGGAUUCUUGUAAUAUAAUUAGUAGAAUAGAUAUUUGAUGAAUAGAUAUUUUUUAAAUGAGAUGGGGAUUAAAAAGCAGCUUAAAUUAUGUAUAGUAGAUGUAGAUGCAAUCUAAUGUUUGUUUUUAAGUUAUUUUUGUUUUGGUUAUUUUACAUUUGAAAGCAUAAUCUAUCAAUACUUGUACUGUAGUAGCAUAAUUUUCUUAUGCCCAACUCUUUUUGUGCUCAAAGCACUAAAGUGAAUGGGCUAUUCAAUUCUGUCUAUAUAUACUUUACAUUUUCACUGUUGUAUUGUAAGUUGAGGAGUCAAUGUCAACGUGCUUUAGAUUCCAGCGCCCUCCAUGCCUGGUCCAGUAUGUUGUAGAAUGUACAACAGUUGGUCCUAGAACAGAGACAGGAAACUUUGUGUGCUUCAGUUUGUAUAUUACAGUAAGAAGCUGUGUAGUCACUACGUCAAAGCCUUUUGAAUCGGUUGAAUCGUUCUAUAGGUAAACCUGUUGGCUGGCAUGUUGUAGAUGACAGAGAAGGUGUGAAAUGUUUCUGUUGUAUUCUAAGAUACGCUAUGAGGGUGGGAUGGGAAGGUAGUAAAUUAGAACAUGCAUUAUUAACAGUAUAAUUUCCAAAACCAGCCAAAGCCUGUAAAAGCGAGAUAUGGGUGUGGUUGCACUUGGGGACGUUUGGUUAUUUGAAAUGGGGUUGGUGGCAAUAGCUGGGGAGUACCAGCGUCCUUACUUUGCCAUGCACACUGCGAGCACCAUGACACAGUGUAAAUACUUGAUGCCAACGACCAGCCCGUACAAUCAACACCUGAGCUUUUAGAACAUUUCUUAAUUUUACUGCAGAUUAUAAUAGCCAUAUGCACUUGCUUAAGAAAUAACUUUCAAGAUUAUGCUUAUAUAUAUAUAUUUUUGAAAAUGUUAGGAGUAGCGAGCUGUGCCAUGUAAGUUUUAAUUUGUUGGCUGGGAGGUAAAGCCUCAGGAGACUGGCUGUGUGUGACAUACAGUCAUCUAUGAUUGGUUGUCUCUGAUAAUAUUCCCAAUUCAAUUGGCUGGCAACCAGUUCAGAGAUCAAAUCGUUCAAGGACCUAUCACAUGGCAACAGCUCUACCCAGUUAAAAGGACAGGGGUUGCACAAGGGCCUACAAAUAUUUGAGGCUCUGUUUAAGAAGAAAAAAAAAAAAACUGCACUACCGAUCAUCUUCCAUCACAUUUAAUCAGGCUGGUUACAUACGUCCUUCUCCCCCAGCUCUCUCCCUCUACCUCAGCCUCCUGCUUACAUCAUCUAAAUUGGUUCUCUUUGCACAUUAAAAUGCAAUGUCAACAUUGCCAAAAUAGUAUGGGUUUGACAAAUGAGCUAGCCCUCAGCGUGCAAGUGCAGUACCCCCUCUCUGGUGAGAAUCAAUGCUACAGAGGUCCCUCUGUGUUGUACCUUCAUGUGUGUGUAUGUGUGUGUGUGUGUGUGUGUGUGUGUGAGGGAGAGAGCUGUGCGUGUUUGUGCGCGUGUGUGUGUGUGCCAAGCUACACUGUAUGCAAGUUGAAUCUUUAAAAAUGAUUGUUUUGAGACAUUCACUUUGCCCUAUCCAUGAUGUUGGUGGGUGGAUGUUGGAAAUGUAAUAAUGAUGAUGUACAAUCUUUUUGUGUGUAUAAACGUGCACUGUGAAAAGGUAGAGAGAGCACCACACUGUCAGAGUCCUCUGUCCUAUUGCACUGAGUGUUCUCUUGUUUUGCGUAAUAAAAAAGAAAAGGAAAAAAUGUUUGAGGAAAAAAGUACUGUAUACUGAUUGUCACUUGGGUUCUGUUGAGAGAAACAAAUAAAUAUGAACUUGAAACCUGCUAUGGAAAAACUGUA